This is a messenger RNA of Bombus terrestris (buff-tailed bumblebee), 3305 nucleotides long. RefSeq names its product odorant receptor 13a. Gene Ontology annotation, molecular function: olfactory receptor activity; odorant binding. Gene Ontology annotation, biological process: detection of chemical stimulus involved in sensory perception of smell; sensory perception of smell. Gene Ontology annotation, cellular component: plasma membrane. The record is from RefSeq and is a predicted model, not a curated record. Bases 1707 to 2762 code for a protein of 351 amino acids. The transcript is spliced from 10 exons. NCBI's taxonomy places the organism in Eukaryota, Metazoa, Arthropoda, Insecta, Hymenoptera, Apidae.
AUAAAAUGAAAUUGUUUAAGGAAAUUCACGUUCAGAUUCACGUUCUUCAUAAAUGACUUCCUGUAUCCUAUCGAGUUAUUCGUCGGACAGAAAUAAACAAUUUUGCAGAAAACUAUACAAACUACUUUGAUUGAUAUACGGAAUGUUGUGUUUAAAGUUGAACCUGAGAUUUUGUGAAAAAGAUUUUGUGCAAGAAUAGGAUUUAGCCUUACAAGUGUCAUGCCGUAUAGUUCGACUAUCACGAAUGUCUUAUUUAUCAUUUUAACAACUUCUUUUCUAAAAUUAAUGCAACACCGAUCAUCAAACAGUUGUCUUUAAACAAGGGGAGAUCUGCUCGACAUUAUAUGCGAAAUAUAAUUUUUGUUUAAUAUUUUUUGUAACAUACUGGUACUUACUCACUCUGAUUAAGCGAUAUCUUUUAAAAUAUAAGUUAUCCCAUGUUCUCAGAUAAGUAAAUUGAUAGAAUCGUGCGGAAUAGAUUAUGACACCAUGAUAUACAAUGUACGCAUGUUAACUGAGUGCAAAUACUGUAAAAUCUUAUCAAUUAGUUAAAAAUGAUAUAAUUAAAUACUUACAUACUUCUCUUCAUCGAUUAUGUAUCGACAAUUGCAGUAAUUUCUUUUCUUUUAACAGGACACACAGACAAUCUCAUCGUACUUCACUGUUCUAUCCUCGACAAUUUAAAAAACAAUAAUUGUUAUUGUACUUACUUCGAUGCUAUCAGUAUCGAAGUGUUACUGAAGUUAACCAUCUCCGAAUAAUUGUAUCCUUUACAAAACAGCAGAAUUCCCAUAAAUUUUGGGAAUGGUGAAUUACCAUUAUGCAAGACCUGCUUAAUUAUGGAUUUCUAGAUUAUUGGAAGAAAAUGUAUUUCCAUCAAUUCAUCAUUCUGUGAUACCAAUAUCGUUUGAUAUUCCUCAUCCAUCUUUAAUGAAUUUUGCGUCUAUUACUUUUCCCCCUUCGGAUUUAUCGAAGCAUGUUAAGGCAUGUAAUUAUACCAAGAUCUAACUUUUAAAAUUUCAGCUGUAGUGAAACUUAUAAAAAUGUAUAGACGUUACCGGCGUUCGUUAUGAUUAUCGUCAUCGCCUUACAUAGUAUUCUCGCAGUAACAUGACUCUCUUGUUUACAGUUAUAAGAUAAAGAAUUAGAUUCGUCGGUACGUUUAGAUAAUUAAAUUAUAAAUUGGAUUAACACUGCAUAGUUAGAAAAGCAUUAAAUUUAUCGUAUAAUUCCGGCAAUUUUUAUAUACUGGUUCGAUCCAGUACUAAAUAUUAUAUUAACAAUGGAUUUUUGCUAUCAUAAACGUAUAGUGCAAAUUCACACGUACGUAGAUAUGAUUACCUCGGCUAUGAAGAGAGAGACGCAGAAUGAGUAAACGAUGCCUUGCGUUAACAUUUUCGAUAGAGUACUCUGAAACGGCCAUACUCCGAUGAUGGAUAAAAAACGCUUGCUCAAUCGAAAGCCAGGCUGCUCGAAGAAAUUCAUGCCGAUUAUCGUCGCGUUUCUUUCAUUUCUUCGACUCAUUAUUGAAGCUAAGAGACGAAGACAUAGUAUAAUAUACCGUGACGAUGACGAGUAAUAAAAAGUCGAACGAAACACAAGGAAAAUCGACGAAGAUUUGCUUGUUAAAUUAUUAACAAAGUAGAGGAUUAUCCAAUGAGUGGAAUGUCAACAAGAAUAGUAGAAUCGAAUGCAUACCACCGUUGAUGACGAUCUCUUUCUGCUUGUCGUCGCAUUUGAACCUAAUUUUUAACAAGGAGAAGGUCAAAGAUGUACUCCUGUUCAUUAAAAAUGAUCAUAAUUAUUACAUGAAUCGGCCAGAAAAUAAGAUUCUUCAAUUUUAUACCGCGCAAGGAAACAAAGUUGUAUUAUGUUAUCUCACGUACAUUUGUUCAACAGUUUUGGCUUUCUUAAUGAUAUCAACCAUAUCACUAGUAACUGAUCUCAUUGUACCUUCGAAUCAUUCCAAAGAGAUAAGUUUACCAGUCAUAGCCGAUUAUGGCGUGGAUACACAACAAUAUUUUUAUUAUGUGUUCAUAUGUAUAUGUAUAACAGUAUUCAUAAUAGGUGUAGUAAUUUUUACUACGUAUAGCGCUUACAUGUUAUACGUCCAACAUGCCUGUGCUUUGUUUGCAAUUGUGAGCUAUCAAUUAAGAACUAUGCACAUUUUGGAUACAAGUAGCUUGAUAAACCUAAAGGAUCGUCAUUUACUCGAAAAGUAUAAAAAUGUCGAAUUAUCACAGGAAGAAAAGGAGAAGAUUUUUAGAAAACUAUUACUUUGUAUAAAAGAACAUAAAAAUGCAAUAAGAUACUCAAAUCUCUUGGAAUCAUUGUUUACUAAAUUUAUAUUAACUCAGAUAUUUUUUCACAUUAUCUGUCUUAGCAUUGGUGGAGUUGGAAUUGUCUUGAAUUUAGGUAAUACGGACGAAAUAACGCGAUUUGGAUCACUUGCAUUGGUACAAGUUAUACAUAUAUUCAUUCUUUGCCUUCCUGGACAAAGAUUAUUAAAUCAUAGUGAAGAAGUGUAUGUCGCGACAUGUGAGAUAGUGUGGUAUAUGCUUCCUAAAAAGUUUCAUAAUUUAUAUAUGUUUUUAAUCGCAAGGACAAUGAUAUUCAGCAAAAUAACAGCUUUCAAAAUAGCGGUCAUGUCAAUGGAAACGUUUCUCGCGGUAAAAAUUUCUUAUUGUAACUCUUUAGAUAAUCGUAAAAGUAUACGUAAUUUUAUUAUUAUUUAUAUUUUCAGAUUAUUCAAACCACAAUGAGUUACUUUACUAUGUUAUUAUCGACUAUAUAAACUUAAAUGAAAAAUGAAUAUAUCUUAGUUAUUUAAUAGAAACUAUCAGUAUAAUAUAUUUUGUUCUUUGUAUUUUUAUUUACAAUACAUACUAUCACGUAUAAUGAAAUAAUGAAUUCUAUCAUUUAUACUGCAAUGCCUUGUUGAAAAGAAAUACGCUUAAAGCUGGAUAAAUAUAUUUACAUCACGCGUAAUAACGCAUUCAGCAUUUACACAUAAUGUUAUAUUAUAUAUUACAUGAUAUUAUGCUGUCCUGAAAAUCAAAUAAUUUGUCACAGAAUAUAUUGAAAUAUAAAAAUUUCCUCUUUUUAGUUCUAAUUUGCUAAUUGCGUUAUGAAAAAUCACAAUGUGUCUAACAAUGAUUAUAUAAAAUAUUCAAAAGUUGGAAAUUAGACUCCUAACUUUUUGAUAACAUAAAAUACAUUUAACAUAACGAUUACUGUAGAAAAUGACCUUCAUGCUCGUAGAGAAACGAACUGAUGGAAAACAUCCAAGAUAUGCGGAUCCAGAU